Messenger RNA from Helobdella robusta, 279 nucleotides. RefSeq lists its product as hypothetical. The annotation marks the transcript as partial. Gene Ontology annotation, cellular component: super elongation complex. Lineage: Eukaryota; Metazoa; Annelida; Clitellata; Rhynchobdellida; Glossiphoniidae. The record is from RefSeq and is a predicted model, not a curated record. Gene Ontology annotation, biological process: regulation of DNA-templated transcription. The transcript has a single exon.
AUAACAGUCUGUUACAAGGAGCCCUACAAAGUGGUAGAGUCCGGAUAUGCAGGGUUCACCUUCCCAAUCGAGAUACAUCUAAGGAAUGACGGAUAUCCCAAAUCUAUAAGAUUCGAGUACACUCUGUUUUUGGGAGUUAAAGAUUGGGUGGAGUAUGAUAGAACUGAACUGGUCCUUUUUGAAAAUCCCAGUGUCCGCUUUUACGAGAAAUUGCUAAAAGCAACAACGGUCAGUAUUUGGUUAUCUAUGCCCGGUUAUAUUUUAUUCAAAUUUAUUUGA